Centruroides sculpturatus (bark scorpion) is the source of this 5263-nucleotide messenger RNA. Its product is annotated as mediator of RNA polymerase II transcription subunit 23-like. The record is from RefSeq and is a predicted model, not a curated record. The coding region runs from base 1 to 4305 and encodes 1434 amino acids. The transcript has 24 exons. Lineage: Eukaryota; Metazoa; Arthropoda; Arachnida; Scorpiones; Buthidae. Gene Ontology annotation, biological process: regulation of transcription by RNA polymerase II; positive regulation of gene expression. Gene Ontology annotation, cellular component: transcription regulator complex; mediator complex.
AUGACCCAAGCAUUAUCAGAUAGUACAAAUCAAGAAUAUUUUGCCAGACCAAUGGGUGUUUUAGUUGAAGCAGUGCAAGGAAAUCAGAAAACUCAAACAACAAUCAGUGCAACAAAUUCUGUGGUGAAUGGUCCUACUCAUCCAUUGUCUAUGAGCAUUUUAGAUUCUCUUACUGUGCAUACUAAAAUGAGUCUCAUUCAUAAUAUUGUAACACACGUAAUGAAAUUAGGACAGACUAAAACAUCUCUUUCUCUUGCUCCUGCUCUUGUUGAAACAUACAGUAGAUUACUUGUUUACAAUGAAAUUGAAUCACUUGGAAUUAAAGGAUUUAUAAGUCAUUUACUUCCUAAUAUAUUUCGUAGUCAAGCAUGGGGUAUCCUCCACACAUUGUUAGAGAUGUUUAGUUAUCGUCUGCACCACAUUCAGCCUCACUAUAGAGUACAGUUAUUAAGUCACCUCCAUAGUAUGGCUGCUGUGCCUCAGACUAACCAAACUCAAUUACAUUUAUGUGUUGAAAGCACUGCCCUUAAAUUGAUUGCAGGAUUAGGUAGUGCAGAAGUACAACCACAGUUAUCAAGAUUUCAAACAGAACCCAAACCACUUUUAUCGGGAGAGUCUGAAGAAUUGAAUAAAGUAUUAAUAUUAACAUUGGCUAGAGCUAUACAUAUAACAGCUAUGAGUAAUGAAAAUGACAUCAUUUCUCAUUUUUCAUUGCAAGGCUCUUCGCCAUUAUUUUUAUGUUUACUUUGGAAAAUGUUACUUGAAAAUGAUCGCAUCAGUCCCCUUGCUUACAAAAUUUUGGACCGUAUUGGUGCAAGAGCUUUGUCGAGUCAUCUUCGAACAUUUGCAGACUUUUUAGUAUUUGAAUUUGCUAAUUCUGUUGGUGGUCAACAUGUCAACAAGUGUAUUGAUGCUUUGAAUGAUUUAAUUUGGAAAUGCCAUGUAAUUACACUUGAUAGAUUAAUAUUGUGUCUGGCCCUUCGUAGCUUUGAAGGGAAUGAAGCGCAAGUAUGCUUUUUCAUUAUUCAGAUGUUACUUGUGCGUCCAAAUGAAUUCAAAAAUAGAGUUUAUGAAUUUGUAAGAGAGAAUUCUCCAGAACAUUGGCGCCAAUCUAAUUGGCAUGAGAAGCAUUUAGUAUUUCAUAGAAAAUAUCCUGAGAAGUUUUAUUUUGAAGGAUUACAGGAUCUGAGUGCACAGAGCAGUCAACACACUUAUCUUCCUGUUUAUUUUGGAAAUGUCUGUCUUCGUUUCUUACCUGUAAGUUAUUUUCACUACAUAUGUAUUUUGUCUAAUGUAAUGCGAAUUGUUACUCUUAAAAAUAAGAAAAAUAAUUCUCCAGAACAUUGGCGCCAAUCUAAUUGGCAUGAGAAGCAUUUAGUAUUUCAUAGAAAAUAUCCUGAGAAGUUUUAUUUUGAAGGAUUACAGGAUCUGAGUGCACAGAGCAGUCAACACACUUAUCUUCCUGUUUAUUUUGGAAAUGUCUGUCUUCGUUUCUUACCUGUGAUGGACAUAGUGAUUCAUCGAUUUCUUGAACUUCCAUCAGUUUCAAUGUCAGUAGAAACUCUGCUGGAUCAACUGGGUUGUUUAUACAAAUUUCAUGGUAUGUUUUCUUUUUUUCACGGCAUUCUUAAGGAGGUGAGAUCUAAAUCUGCCACUCACCCUGCUCCACCCACUGUUGCUUCUCCAAUAACUCCUGUUUCCUACGCGGAAGCCACAAAAAUCAAUGUAAAACCCAGUUCUACAACAUUGGUCAUUAAUAGAUCCCUGAAGAAUAAGAUCAAUAACGAAGGCUCAGGGGGCAGCUUUGCUCUCUUGCUUUACCCCAAAACAGAUGAAGAAGGACUGUUAACUAAAAUGAAUCAAAUCGAGAGUGAGAUUAAGAAGAGGAUCAAACUACAAGAAUUAAGAACUGAUAGUCAAAAAGAAGCAGAGAUACUUUCUGAUGCCAUUAAUGAACACCCAGACAUAGUGGACAAAGUACGUAGUAAAAUCUCCGAAGGGCGCAGACCACAGGUUAUUCUCACUAAUGUCCCAAUCUCUGUCGAUGAAGCAGACAUCAUCCCUACUAUUUUUACCCAAAAUGAAAUUUUUCAAUCAAUGACAAAAGAUGAAUUCACCUACUCCACCAGAAUCAGCACUGUCUUAUUUAGAAACAAUGCCAGAGAAAACUGUUGGCAUAUAGUACUCUCGACCACCCCCAGGAUCAGAAAUAUUCUUGUCAGAACAAAACACAUUGCGAUUGAAUGGGCUAAAAUAUAUGUCAAUGAUUAUAUCUCGUUGGUUAGAUGUUUCCAAUGUUGCGGAUAUAAUCAUCUAUCCACUAACUGUCCUAACAGACAAAGAUGUAGUCACUGUGGAAAGGUGCAUAGAUUUAGCGACUGUAGGAGACUAGAAAACCCACCCAACUGCAUAAAUUGCAGAACUGUUAACAAAGAACUACUGGAGUAUGACAGAUACGAUACAACUAAUAAUGCGUUCAACCCACAAUGUCCUAUUACCAUUAAAAUGAAAGCCCAGACCAUCCGACAGACGAAUUACGGGUUUAGGCAGAAACAGAGUGAAUUGAGGCUUCUUCAAAUCAAUCUUCAGAGAUGUAAGGCCACAGCUACUGACUCCUUUCAUCAAGCCACUCAAAGGAUGAUAGAUUUAAUGUCUAUCCAGGAACCUUAUACUUUUAACAACAAUAUUGCUAUGUUUGGAAACUUUCGUACCAUCUAUUUACACGACCAUAAUAACUCUCCUAAAACAGGCUUUCUAAACUGGAAUCCUGGUGACAUUGUCAACAUUACGGACAGAGCAGGCAUUGAUAAGGUGGUCAACGAACUACAUAAUGUAAUACAACGAGCCUACUCUCAGUCCACCACUGUAAAGACGGUCAAAUGUACUGCCCCAUGGUGGAAUCAGGACCUUACUAACCAAAGGAACACUCUGAGGAAAGUGAAAAAGAGGCUUCGGAAAGAACAUGACCUCAAUAAAAAGCAAGAAAUCCGCAAUGAGUAUACUACCCUCUUUAAAAAUUACAAAACUGCCAUUAAUAAGGCGAGAUCUCAGGCUUGGAAAGACUUCUGUUCCAAAGUUGGAAACAAGAACCUAUGGAGUACUCCCUAUUAUGUGGUCACUGGCAAAAAGAAAAAAUUACAGAUUCCACCUUCUAUCAGGAUUAACAACGAUGAAUACGCUAGCUCUAUCACUGAGACCUACAGACAUAUCAUUCAUGAGCUGUUCCCAGAUGAUCGACUCGACCAAGACGAUCAAUAUCAUAAGGACAUCAGGGCCAACAUCGAAAAAGACUAUCACACUAUAAAUGAUACACCAUUCACUAUGCUGGAGAUUGACAGAGAAUUCCGGAGGUUAAAACUGAAGAAAGCCCCAGGCCCAGACUAUAUUACUGCCAAGAUGGCCAAGAAUGCAUUCCUGGCAAUUCCUACAACCUUUUGUACUCUGUUCAACAAGUGUCUUGACAUCCACUACUUUCCUACUGCCUGGAAAAGGGCAUCCAUAAGAUCAACAUCAGCAAUAUGUGGAAAUUCACCAUUUCCACACACAGAUUGGAGAUUUAACGAAUUUCCGAAUCCUGCCGCCCAUGCUCUACAUGUUACCUGCAUAGAAUUGAUGGCACUUCCUCUUGCGGCCAAUACUGUCGGGAAUGCAUUGUUAGAUGUGAUACUGAAAGGGCACACAGUUCUUUCUCGAUCUAAUAUUGAAUCUUGGAUGAAUGCUGUAGCUUUAGUCUUGACUGCUCUUCCAGAAUCUUACUGGUCUGUUCUUCAUGAUCGAAUUCUAGAAGUAAUUCAGAGUCCUCUGCUUUCCAUGCCUCUUCCGGACAUGGAUCCUUUUCAGGUAUUUGACUUUUCGAAGAGUCACUGCACCAUGACCGAGGUGCAGUGCAGCCAUCUCAUCGCAUUAACACAUGCCAUCUGGUAUCACGCCAGCGUGGGACAAAUAAGUGCAGUACUCCCAUUCAUGAGAGAGAAAUUAAAGCCUGUUAUCAAGACUGAAGAACAGCUGCUGUUCCUCUGCCAUUUAGUUGGACCAUUCUUGCAGCGUUUUCAGGGUGAAAGAUCUCGAUGUAUAAAGGAGGUGACAAUAGAGUUGUAUGAAAUGCUCGAAUUAGUGAGUAAAAAUUACGACCAGUUAAAGUAUAUGGAAGCCAUUUGUGAUUUACUUUAUCACAUUAAAUACAUGUUUACCGGAGACGUUGUUAAAAAUGACGUGGAGCGCAGCAUCCGGACUCUAAAGCCAAAAUUACAAAUGAGGUUGCGAUUUGUAACUCACCUGAACAUAGAAGAAGUUACCGUCACGUAAAAAUUUUUUAUAACAGAAGAAACAUAUAAAUAACAAUUGCAACUUGAUAUAUUUUGUAAAAUGUGUACACAGUCUUGAAAUAAAAAUUUAUAAUCAUGAGCAUUUAAAUUAGCUUUUUGUUAUGAAUUCAAUCAAAAAACAAAUAUAUAAUUAUUUGUUGAUUAACAAAUGAAUGUUCUGUUAGUGAAAUCUCCAGGCUUGUUUAUUAUAGAUGCAAGGUAUUCUAAGAAAACAAACAUUUUAAAUAUGCACACCUGAGAAAAUAAAACUUGCAUUCUUUUAAUUGUAAGAUAUAAAGUAGUAAUUCAAAAUAUUUCUCCACAUUAUUGAUCAUACAUAGUUCAUAUUUCUAGAAAGUGUUGUUAACACAUGGAAAAAUUUGUUUUCAAAGACUUUUUCCUGCAACAUUCCAUCUAUCACAAAUUUGUAACCAUUUUUUCCCCUUUUAUUAUCCAUCUUGUUUUCAGCCUUCUGUCAACUGCAAGCCAAUAACCAACAAUUACAUUGUAAGUUGCUAGAAUCUCCAAAGAGGAGAAUAUUUGGGUAAUGUUCUACAACAUACAUAUUUUUUUGUAUUGGCAACAAAACAUUAUUAGGGAGUGAAAUGAACUGUUGAAGUUGGAUGUGUCAAGUGGCAGUUUUAGUUUUGUGUAGAAACACAUGCCAAUCUGAAUGAUACUACUACUACUACUGUUACAAGUAUUGCAAUUUCUUGAUGUUAUAAUUAGCUGUAAUUACAAUUGAAGUUGAAAACUGGUAUGCAAUUUAGAAGGCAUAUGGUCAGACAUUAUUUCUCUCUAUUACUUUUGAUUUAUUUUUGUUAGAAAUUCACUGCACAUAUAAUUAUAAAAUAAGCAAAAUGAGAUGGAACCUCUAAACUACAUUCAAUAUAAAAAAUAACAACAACGAGCAAUUAUUUAUUGUGACAUUGUCACAAUGCCAGGCUGCACUUUUUAAU